This is a messenger RNA of Corticium candelabrum, 4438 nucleotides long. RefSeq lists its product as uncharacterized. Bases 1 to 4260 code for a protein of 1419 amino acids. NCBI's taxonomy places the organism in Eukaryota, Metazoa, Porifera, Homoscleromorpha, Homosclerophorida, Plakinidae. The transcript has 32 exons. The record is from RefSeq and is a predicted model, not a curated record.
AUGAAGAACAAAUGGUGGUUACAGAAGGCAGAACAGCUUCAGUUAGCUGCUGACCAGCAUAACUCUAGUGGCUUCUAUCAAGGCCUAAAAGAGGUGUUUGGGCCAAGUGUAAAGACAAUCGCUCCUCUACAAUCUGUUGACAACUCCAGGCUUCUCUAUGGACGACGAGAAAUUUUGACUCGUUUGGGUCAGCAUUUUGAAAGCAUCUUGAAUCAUCCAACAUUUAUUUCACAAGAAGCUAUUGACAGCAUUGAUGAACAGCCUGAUCUAGUUGUAGCUUGUGAACCACCAUCUAGCAAUGAGAUAAAUAAAGCUAUCAGGAAAAUGUCAAGGAAUAGAUCUCCUGGUGCUGAUGGCCUACCUGCUGAAAUUUUUCAACAUGGAGGAGAACUGCUGUUGUUCAAACUAGGUGAUUUCAUUCGUCUAUGCUGGGAACUCGAAGAUGUACCCCAGAACUUUAAAGAUGCCAACAUAAUCCAUCUAUACAAGAAAAAAAGCCAAUGUGGUUUUCGUUCUGGUCGUGGUACGUCCGACAUGAUCUUUUCAGCCAGGCAGCUUCAAGAAAAGUGUCGCGAACAGCACAUGGAUCUAUUUAUGGUCUUUAUUGACUUGGUCAAAGCGUUUGAGUCGGUUGAUAGAACUGGCUUAUGGAAAGUCCUUUUGAGGCUUGGCUGCCCGGUAAAGAUUGUGAAUCUAAUCAAAGCCUUUCAUACUGGUAUGAUGGCUUGUGUUGUCGAGGCAACUGAUCUGGCUUUAAACAAGGGUGACGUGUCAGCAGUCUUUAAUAUUGAUAACAGACAGCCUAUUGUGACAAUGCCAGUGGGCGGAGCUCUACUGCCUGAUCGAUACACUCAAGCCAAUCAGUCUACAUUUACUUUUCAAGCUGAUGAAAACAAUGUAAGAUUUACUUGUAAACUCAACAGUGGAAAUCCAGUUUCAUGUGUUGGAAUACAAACAUAUGGAAAUGAUCAGAAUCCACAAGCAGAGGGUGACUACAUUUUCUAUCUGACUGCUACUGAUGAAGCGCUAAAUUCUCAAACCCAAUUUACUGUGCUUAAUGCUGAUGGUUCUAAGACAACAAGAACUUCGUAUGUGUGGACAGUAGAUCGAACUCCUCCUAAUCGACCAGACAUCACAUUCCAACCACAGAACCCAAGCUCAAACUCUAAUCCUCGUUUCAGGUUUUCACCUCCAGUUGCCGAGAUUGGUGGCGUGACAUAUCUGUGUCAGAUAAAGAGACCCUCUUCCAGUUUUACUGAUUUUCCGUGUACAGAUGAUACUGUUGUUGCAACCUCAACUAGUGUGGUACCCGGUGCUGUUAAUGGGAGGCUAGGUACAGGCCCUCAUACUCUUAGGGUUCGAAUGAAAGAUGGUGCUGGAAAUGUUGGAGUAUUUAAUGAAUUCAAUUGGAUUAUUGAUCUUAUUCCUCCUGUCAUUUACAAUUCCAGCAAUUUUGCUUCUCCACCAGACACACUUACUAAGUUACCAGACAAGAAUUUUCGCUUCUUUUCGUCUGAUGACUAUGUAUACCAACUAGGAGUACUUCACAACACUUUUGAAACAAGAAAUAGAAAUCCAUGUCCAUCACAGUAUUGCUCAUAUGAAUGUAAUUUGGAUGGCUCUUCAUGGGUUUCAUGUAGAAGUCCCCACGCUGUUACUGAUGUUGUUGACAAAGGCAAGAGAGAGGUUCACACUUUUUAUGUUCGUCCAGUCGAUGAUGCUGGAAACAGAGGUGCAGCAACGUCGUUUACUUGGGAAAUUGAUCGCAUUGAUGUAACAGUGCUUUGGCAAACAAGACCUGAUGUUAUUGAUAACGAUGUAGCUGAGCUUUUUGUUUGGUCAACAACUGAAAACUACCUGGAUGAGCCUCCAACAUUUAUGUGUGAAGUAGAUGUACGUGGAGCAAGACCUUGUGGACUGAACUACGACAGAAAUGGACAAUACAACUUUACUGCUACAGGAUUAACACAUGGUCAUCACGAUUUCUAUCUAACACCCAUUGAUUAUGUUGGAAAUGUUGCUCCUCGUCUGAAGUACAGUUGGACAACUGACUUAGUGCCACCAGUCAUCUAUUACACUCCAAACUGGGGUCCUCCAAAGUACACUAACAGUCGAACUGUAAAGUUUGUUUUCUCAACCGAGACUCAUGCUGAACUGGAAUGCCGGCUGGAUGCUGGCAAUGUGACUGUGCAAGAUUACGAGAAGUGUUCAGUUCGAAUCAGCACAGUAGCAAAUGAAGUGAACACGUAUGUGUAUUCUGGGCUCCCUGAUGAUGAGUACACUUUUUACGCUCGAUCCAUUGAUCAAGGAGGGAACAUUUCACCUAAUAUAUCAUACAUCUUUACAGUUGACACCGUCGGUCCAGCUGUAUCAUUUUCAGCACAUCCGAAUCGUUACACUAACAAACUUUCAGCAACAUUUGUUCUCAAUGCAUCAGAAAUUUUGUCAACGUUUGAAUGUCAGUACAUCAGUGACAGAUACCAAGGGAUUGGCUCAAUAUGGUUGCCAUGUAGUGCACAACCUUUUUUUGCUGGUGUCAUUAAUUCUCAAGGAGAUGUUCAGUUUACAGUUGAUCAGUUCAAGGAUCAGUCUGGGAAUCGCAUUAUCUACAUUGAUAAACCUCACGUGUUGAAAGCACGUGCUACUGAUCGAGCAGGCAAUACGGGACCUGAAUCAAGCUGGAUAUGGGAGAUUGAUCUUUUGCCUCCAAAUUUGAACUUCAGUAAUGCUGACAAUGAUAAGAACAUUGGGAUCACCAAUCAGAACUUUCGCUGGGUCAAUGAAACAAGCAUAGUCUUGGACUUUGCAGCACUUGAAAGUACCUACCAGUGUCACAUUCAGCAAUAUAGUGUAGCAAUGAAGAAGUUUUUUAAUGUCACAGUUGAAGACUGCCAACCACCCUAUCUUUUUACAAACUACAGUGGAUUAUUCAGAGUGAAGGUAGUAGCAUUUGAUUAUUUUGGCAAUACUGCAGCUGUUUCUGAAAAUGGAAAUGGAUAUGUAUUUGGCAUAGCUGGCACUGGUCCUUCAUCACAGAUUGUUAGUGGUCCUGCCAAUGUGGUUAACAGUUUGAGCACCAAAUUUACUGUCAACAUUCCUUUUCCACGUGCUGGUGCUAGAUGUUCAAUUCGACGACUUGAUUCAUUGGUGGAAAAGUUAUGGCAGUGCAUUCCCAUUGAUCAGAAUCAGCAAACAAAAGAGAUUCCUGGCUUCCAAGAAAUAUCAUUUGAUAUUUCAACAUAUGUAAAUGCAGUUGAGGGGAAGUUUGAUGGUCACUAUGUCUUCAAGUAUGCUGUGGUUGACUUUUGGAAUAAUGUUUCUCCUGAGAAGAGAUAUGAUUGGACAGUGGAUGUGUCACCACCAAAAACAGCUCUAAGAGGUACAUAUCCUGAGUUUACUCAAGAAACGAAUAUAACCUUUGAGUUUUUUUCUGAUGAGGACACUGUUCAACGGUUUGAAUGCAAACUUGACAAAAUUGUUUUUGGCCGAAAUCUUGAACGUCGCUGUGCUGCUGGAGGAAAACUAACAACCACUCCUUGUUCGUAUACAGCUUGUGACUUUGUUUACGGUUAUCAAGGCAAUACUUCUUACUCAAAGUUGACGGAUGGCUUUUAUGAGUUUUCAGUUCGAGCCAAGGAUAUAGGUAACAAUGUUGAUGCCACACCAGCUACUGUCCAGUUUACUGUUGACACGCAACCACCGGAAGUUAAAUUUCUUGGAGUUUUUCCAGAAAGUAAACCAUCAAUUCAAGACAGUGUUAAAAUCUAUUUCCAAGGAGAAAUUGGGAGCCAAUCCUUCUGUCGGAUAGCUCAGCAAUUUGGUGUUACUUCUGUCGAUUUCAAUUAUGAGACUUGUCAAAGUCCAUACAUUGUUAAGCCUGCAGAUCCUGGUGUGCAGACCGGAGGUUCUCUGGUUGUAGCCUUGAGAUCUAUUGACAAAGCAGGGAACGUGUAUGAGACACAGGAAACGGUUUUUCAAGGUGCUGGUGAGGAUUAUCCUAGUUUUUCCAAUCGUUUGAAAGAUCAUGAAAACAAAACACUUGCUCAUCUGCCACAAACAUGUCCAGACAAUGAUGACAUAUUUGCUGCUCUUGCAAUUGCUGGAUUUGCUUUGUUUGCUAUUCUUGCUGUGGUCUUCCCACUCGUCAUCAUGAGUCGAAUGUCAUCUGGGUCUCCAACCAAGUUCAAUCGUCAGUCUCAGAAAAAUGAUGAAGGUGUUGCUGCAUUUAGCAAGAGGCCAUUAGAAGAAGACUUUUAUUAGUCUGCUAGUAAUUGCAACUGCGGAGUAUUUACGUGUAUGAUGUAAUGGCUCUCGUUUCUGGUUGUAUGCAUGCAGUAUUAUCUCAUAUUUUCAUGCAUGCUCACUGACUGCUUGCUUGCUUGUGUAGUCUGUAUGUUCAGGUGUUUCAAUUAGUUGACUACCUUAGUGUUCUUGUGUA